GGGACGGCCGGCGCUGAGGGGAGCAGGUUGAUUCCGCUUUAGGAUAAUGGCAGGAAAAGUGAAGUGGGUAACUGACAUAGAAAAAUCUGUUCUAAUAAACAACUUUGAAAAAAGAGGAUGGAUUCAGGUGGCAGAAAAUGAAGACUGGAAUUUUUAUUGGAUGAGCGUCCAAACAAUCAGAAAUGUGUUCAGUGUGGAAACCGGUUACCGCCUCUCUGAUGACCAAAUUGUCAAUCAUUUCCCAAACCACUAUGAACUGACCAGAAAAGAUUUGAUGGUAAAGAAUAUCAAGAGAUACAGAAAAGAACUUGAGAAAGAAGGAAGUCCUCUUGCAGAAAAGGAUGAAAAUGGGAAAUAUAUUUAUUUGGAUUUUGUUCCUGUGACUUUUAUGCUUCCUGCCGAUUAUAAUCUCUUUGUUGAAGAGUUCAGAAAGAAUCCCUCCAGCACAUGGAUUAUGAAACCUUGUGGCAAAGCUCAAGGAAAAGGAAUAUUUCUAAUCAAUAAACUCUCCCAAAUAAAAAAAUGGUCUCGAGACAGCAAAACAUCUUCGUUUGUGUCUCAGUCUUCAAAAGAAGCCUAUGUGAUUUCCCUCUACAUCAACAAUCCCUUACUAAUUGGUGGAAAGAAAUUUGAUCUUCGUCUCUAUGUUUUGGUGUCUACCUACCGUCCACUGAGAUGUUACAUGUACAAGCUUGGAUUUUGCCGGUUUUGCACAGUGAAAUACACACCAAGUACAAGUGAACUGGAUAACAUGUUUGUACAUCUUACAAAUGUUGCCAUUCAGAAACAUGGGGAUGAUUACAACCAUGUCCAUGGAGGCAAGUGGACAGUGAGUAACUUACGCCUGUAUCUGGAGAGCACCCGUGGAAAGGAAGUCACCAACAAAUUAUUUGAUGAAAUCCACUGGAUAAUUGUGCAGUCCCUGAAGGCUGUGGCGCCUGUAAUGAAUAAUGAUAAACACUGCUUUGAGUGUUAUGGAUAUGACAUUAUCAUUGAUGACAAGCUUAAACCCUGGCUAAUUGAGGUUAAUGCUUCCCCUUCUCUUACUUCCAGCACCGCUAACGAUCGAAUCUUGAAGUAUAAUCUUAUUAAUGACACCCUUAACAUUGCUGUGCCUAAUGGGGAAAUUCCUGACUGCAAAUGGAAUAAAUCUCCACCAAAAGAGGUUCUGGGCAAUUAUGAAGUCUUGUACGAUGAAGAGAUGGCGCAGAGCGAUGGGACCGACCGCGACCUGCGGGGCCGUCCUGGGCAGCCCACGGGGGUCAAAGGAAGCCGUGCAAGGGAUUCAGGAAAGCCUGUCCUCACCACCUGGAAGUGAGGACAGAAAAAACAGCUGCACUUUUGAUAGGAAGACAUCAAGAAUAACUUGAAGUUUUGGAACAGAUUCCUAUGUUUUCCUACAUUGCAUGUAGGAAAUACUAACGGAGACAAAACAGCCAUGAAAAAGUGAAACAAACACUCAGAACCCAGGAACUGUACUAGACAUAUACUGACCUGGUAAUUAUUACAACAAUACAUAUAGAGUGUGUAUAUAUAAGCAAUUAUAUUUAUAUAAUUUGUAUAAGCUAAUUCUCAAUAAUAUCAAGAACUUUAUUUAUAAAGAUGGUAACUCAAAGUGUGUUUUCUGAAAGAAACUCCUUGCUGUUCUGGGUAGUAUUUAUUUCCUCUAGUAGCCUAUCCCUUCCUGCCUAUAAUAAAUGAGCUGUGGAUUCUAUAAAAGGGUGAAGGUGGUAAGUAUUGAUAUUUUCACAGUGAUGUUCAGAUUCUUAUAGUAAAAGAAGGGCAACUAGAAAAAAUUAGCAGUACAUGUACUUGAGGCUGUUGUCAGUUAAUGCAGCUGUUGAUUUAUAACCAGUAUUAACAAGUUGAAAAGCAAGUCUUUAUAUGCUAAAGGUUGGGGGUUUUUAUUUCCUUUAAGUAUUCUGAGCUGCUAACUCUUUAAAGAAGUUUUAUGGGAAGUCUUUAGGAAAUUUUAUGGACUGAGGGAGUGUUUCAAUGGUAUAUUGAUGGACUGUUUCACUAGCCAUUAAUUUUUAUUUUGAGAUAGUGCAUGUCUGUGACAAACAGACAGAACAACCAGAUAUUAUGAUAAAUCUCAUUGCUUAAACCUGAUGAUAAAUUUUUAUUUGCACCAGAAUCUCUCCAUGUAUCUAUGCACGUAUAUAAGUCAAAUACCUGUAUAUUUUCGUAUAUGUUAUUUAACAAAAAUAUUGUUGGACAUGGCAAGCUAUUUCUGGUAGCUAUGAUAAGAACAGUUGUGGUGAUACCGAAACUAAGAUGCAAAACUUAGCUAACAAAACUAGGGAGCAAAAGAUAAAAAUAGGUAUUUCAGUCUUCAAACAGCAAAGCAUAUAAAUAAACUAGCGGGGUCUGGGAUUGGCUGUUGUUCCUCCUUGACUUUCCACCACAUAUUGGGUGGUUAUUUGUAAAUGGUAACAUGCAUUGGUUUGUUUUAUUAUCCUUCCCUCUCCUUCCCUCCUUCUGUUUUUUGGUUUUUUUUGUUUGUUUGUUUGUUUGUUUGUUUGUUUGGUAACGUUUAACUUAACUCUCCCAAAAGUUUUUAGUUUCUUGAACACCUAAACCAAAUCACCUGCAGCUGCACCACUUCACCUGCUUUGGAAGAACCUCCUAGAAGAGGGCAGCAAACCAUGGUCUCUGGGACAGUUGAAUACAGUCUGCAAGAGCAGCUUGUGUUGGGGAGAGGGGGCAGAUGAGGGCUGGGCUGACCAAUACCCCUACACAGAAUCUGGGGUUUAUCCUGGCAGUAAAGAAUGAAAUGUGUAGGCUGAGUCAUUCCAAGCAUAAUCUUGUAUAUUCCCCUAAAAUAACUGAUUCUCUCUCCAUCAGACUUGAAUCUUCUCACUGGCCUCUACAAAAGCAUACUCCAGUUAACUCUUGAAAUAUAUAAGGCAAAGGCAAGAUGAUCACUGCAGGAUGGUAAAGCUCACCUAAAUUCCAGGUCUCAUAUGUUGGGAUUUUCUGUUUGAGUUUUUUCAUGUGGGGUAAAUUAGUGGUAGUGGUGGUGGAGGGUUGAUUUCGUUUUUCUCACUUUCUAACUGUAAGUCUUGCUUGCAUAUUUGAGCCUUGACAGGCGAGCUGCUCUUAAGUAGAGAUGUAGUCAGAUGUGUUAAUCAUCAGUAGUGUUGUUCUAAUUGCAUUAUAUUUAGUGGGCAGAUGUUUCUGGUUUUACCCCAACUGCCUGUUAGGGAUAAAGUGGGAAGCAGUCACAGCCCUAGGGCCUGUGGGCCUGUAGUAAAUAGUAUUUUGGAGUACGAUUAAUUUCUGACAGACAGGUAACAUAACAAGGGUACUGUGAUAGAAGGAAAAUGAAGCUUUCUGUCACUGCUUGUGAUUAAUUUCUGUAGUGGCUGGGACAGAGGAUGUGUUGUUGUUCUUGUAGUGCAACAGUAGCACUCCUUUCUGGGAAAGCUUAACAUGACAACGAAACCAGGUCUGGGUUUUUAGGAUGUAUUGCUGUGGAAGGCUAUGGAGACUAAAUCCAGGGGUACUUUUAGGUGUAAUUUCACAAUGACUCAAUACUGAAAAUAGCAUCUAAAUAAUCUUGGUUUUCCAAACUAGUUUGUUGGUGAUAUUUUGUGUUGGCAGUGGUGUUAUUACAGGCUGACUGUGAGUUGAAUCAGAACCUCCAGAGCAUAGGCAUUAACAACACAAAAUAGUAAUGGCAUUAUCUGUAAUAUUACUUAUGCUGAAUAUUCUUAUUUAAUUGUUUUGGGGGUUUCUGCUGGCUUGGAAAGGGUCAGCUCAUUUAAGAUUGCAUCCUCAGUAUUCAAUAUUUCAAAAGUCUGGACUGGAAAUCUUGCUGUUGCUUUCAAAGAUUUCUGUCCCACUGUAUAGCAGAUACAUUAAGUAAAAUAAAGUAUUUAUAAAGAAUUAUUUUGUAUGUAAGAUGUUCUUGUAACAAACCUAUCAGUUAUAAACCUGCAAAUCCUUCUCUCUGGCCCAGUGUAGUAUUGGGAAAGCAUAUUUCAAACCUUUGAGGAUGAAACAUCUUUGUAAAAUAUCUAGUGAAUUAUCAGUACUUCCUCAAAAUAAAAGCAUUGAAAUAUUACUAACUAGGGGGAAAAAAGGAAAAUAAAAACCUAAUGGGAAUCUUACACAGCAAAUAAUCUCAGAACUAGAAUUAAGAUUUCAAAUGUUGAUACCACAUUUUAGUUUUAUCUCCAACCAAUGUAUUGCUAGUAAUUUAUCUUGCUGACCAAGACAUGAAUUUAGUCAUGCAAUGUUCUCUUAAAAGAGCAAGAAUUCAAAGACACUACAAAUGAAGUUACCCUCUCUUCCUGAU
Messenger RNA from Ficedula albicollis (Collared flycatcher), 4303 nucleotides. It is a transcript of the gene TTLL1, whose product is annotated as tubulin tyrosine ligase like 1. Gene Ontology annotation, cellular component: cilium. The transcript has 10 exons. Gene Ontology annotation, biological process: microtubule cytoskeleton organization; protein polyglutamylation. NCBI's taxonomy places the organism in Eukaryota, Metazoa, Chordata, Aves, Passeriformes, Muscicapidae. Gene Ontology annotation, molecular function: tubulin-glutamic acid ligase activity; tubulin binding. The record is from RefSeq and is a predicted model, not a curated record. The coding region runs from base 47 to 1318 and encodes 423 amino acids.